Messenger RNA from Polyodon spathula (Mississippi paddlefish), 1761 nucleotides. It is a transcript of the gene aptx, whose product is annotated as aprataxin. Lineage: Eukaryota; Metazoa; Chordata; Actinopteri; Acipenseriformes; Polyodontidae. Gene Ontology annotation, cellular component: nucleus. Gene Ontology annotation, biological process: double-strand break repair; single strand break repair. Gene Ontology annotation, molecular function: single-stranded DNA binding; single-strand break-containing DNA binding; double-stranded RNA binding. The record is from RefSeq and is a predicted model, not a curated record. The coding region runs from base 220 to 1281 and encodes 353 amino acids. The transcript has 8 exons.
ACAAAGAAGAUCCCGAACGUUCAGGAGGGAAAAAGUAAAACAUAAAAACACAUUUUUAAAAUGUAAAACGGUUCUCUAGCCAUUUCUACAACACAAACGUAAUACAUAAAAAGACCACAUCAUCGACAAUACCACCCGAAUACAUCGUAAACAUCAUAUUUAAUAUAUUCCGAUUCAACAUCCGUCACUAAAGGUUUAUGAUUCACAUUUGGAACGGAAAUGGUGCGUGUUUGCUGGCUUGUUAGGCGGGAUGGGGGCCACCAGCCUAUCAGACUCGCCCAUCUUCAAACAGUCCUGUUAGGCCGGGGUCCUGAAACCAAAAUAGUAGACAAGAAGUGCUCCAGGCAACAAGUACAACUAAAGGCAGACUACAAUAAAGGAUACAUCAGUGUGAAGCAGCUGGGUGUAAAUCCAACCAGUGUGGACUUGGUGGAUGUUGGAAAAGGCAACGAAGUGAAGCUGAAGCCAGGGCAGCUUCUGCACAUAGUCAAUCAGAAGUAUCCUUACACAGUGCAGUUCAGGGAGGAGGCUGCAGACAGCACCAUCUCUCCCAUCAAAGAGGGAAAGCCAUGCCCAAAGAGAACACAGGAGGCCAGCCCAGAAAACAGCAGGGCUAAAAGCGCACCCCCAAGCAGCAAGAUUCCAAGGGUGGAGGCACCAAAUAGGGAUUCUGAAAGAUGUAGACCGGAAAGCCACAGCAGUACCUCCAUUCCUUCUCCUAAAAUGCCAGAGAGAAAGGAGUCUGGAGGACACUGGAGUCAAGGACUAAAAUCCUCUAUGCAAGACCCCAAAAUGCAGGUUUACAAAGACGAGAAAGUGGUUGUUAUAAAGGAUAAGUACCCCAAAGCCCGGUAUCAUUGGCUGGUUCUACCCUGGGAAUCGAUCUCCAGCCUGAAGGCUGUCAAGAAGGAGCAUUUGGCCCUCCUGAAGCACAUGCACAGCAUUGGGGAGAAGAUAGUACAAGAUUGCCCUGACUUCAGCACACUGCAGUUUCGACUGGGAUAUCAUGCCAUUCCAAGCAUGAGCCACGUCCAUCUUCAUGUUAUCAGCCAAGACUUUGAUUCCCCUUUCUUGAAAAACAAAAAACACUGGAAUUCUUUUACAACAGAAUAUUUUCUUGAAUCUCAAGAUGUCAUGGAAAUGGUGGAGAGAAACGGAAAAGUCACAGUAAAGGAUGGGACCAACGAUUUGCUUAAACUGCCACUCCAAUGUCAUGUCUGCCGAAGGGAGCUGUCCACCAUUCCUCAGUUAAAGGAACAUUUGAAAACGCACUUACCAUAGUGAUAUGAACUGGAGUUCAACCAGAAAGAUUAUUAAAAUACACUGCUUUUAUCUCGGGAAACAGGUCAAGUAAAUGAGUAAGUGCUGAGGAUGUGGUAGCUCACAUUUGUAAAAUGUUAUUGUUUAUAAUUUCAUGAUCUGCUUUAGGCACCUAAUAUUCAAGUGUGCAACUUCCUCGAAUGUUAAUCCAGUAAUUGGUGGGAAAUGUGUACAAGUUGUUACUCAUUUAAUUAUAAAAAUGUUUAGAAAUGAAUUGAUUUUUUUCUGAGUGUUAUUAUUGUAAAAGACAUAUAGUUGUAUGCAGUGUAUAUAUCUUACAACUUUUAUUUUCUUCACCUGUUCUGUAAGUAUAUUAACUCUACUCAUAAUAAACACAUAUCAGUAGUGAUAUUAUGACAUAUGUUUAGGCCCAUGGAGAUACACGUUUAUUUAUAUUUCAGUGACGAAACCAUAUCAAGACCACAUUAGUUUGACACCACA